This is a messenger RNA of Gadus chalcogrammus (walleye pollock), 4789 nucleotides long. It is a transcript of the gene carmil3, whose product is annotated as capping protein regulator and myosin 1 linker 3. Gene Ontology annotation, molecular function: protein binding. The transcript is spliced from 39 exons. Lineage: Eukaryota; Metazoa; Chordata; Actinopteri; Gadiformes; Gadidae. The record is from RefSeq and is a predicted model, not a curated record. Gene Ontology annotation, biological process: regulation of Arp2/3 complex-mediated actin nucleation; cell migration. The coding region runs from base 1 to 4086 and encodes 1361 amino acids. Gene Ontology annotation, cellular component: lamellipodium; plasma membrane.
AUGGCGCGCAGCAAGGAGGCGGAGAGGAGGGGAUUAAGGACGGUGCUGGCCACAUGGAGGCUGUAUCUCUUCGCUGUCAAAGUUCCCACCAAGGUGGAGGUCACGUUCAAUUUCCUGGAGAUCCGAGCAAUGAACACAUUUCCAGAGUUCCAGGUGGUGAUCGACACGGACAAGACCACCUACUCCCUAAGGCUCCAGAGCCAGGAGCAGGUGGACCAUGUGGUCGGCCACAUCAACUACGCGCUCUCCCGCGUCUUCAACAACUCCAUCUACGCGCCUCCUAUAUGUCGAGCAGAGGGGGAGGUGGCAGACGGCGUUCACAAGUUUUCGCCUACUUCUGAUUCAUCGCUAGAGGCCCAAAAAACCUGUGGGGGUUUCUCUGAGACCUACGCGGCGCUGUGUGACUACAACGGGAUCGGCUGCAAGGAGGAGGUGCAGUGGGAUGUCGACACAAUCUACCACUCUCAGGACAACCGAGAGUUCAACCUGUUGGAUUUCAGCCACCUCGACAGCCGGGACUUGGCGGUGAUUGUGGCGUCCAUGGCGUACAACACGUGGUUCACCAAACUCCACUGCAAGGACAUGCGCCUGGGCUCGGAGGUGGUGGACCAGGUGCUCCACACCGUCAGCAAGUCCAACAGCCUGGAGGAGCUGACGCUGGAGAACGCCGGCCUCAAGUCGGACUUCCCCCAGAAGAUGGCCUCCGCACUGUCGGAAAACCCGUCGUCCGUGAUCCACUCCCUCAACCUGUCACAUAACACACUGGACAACCAAGGUGUGUCCAACCUCAUCCUGCAGGUGUGUCGUCUCAACAAGGGUCUGCGCCUCCUCAACCUCUCCAAGACCUCGCUCAGCUCCAAGGGUGUGGUGUCUCUGUCCCAGGCGCUGUGCUCGAGUGAUGACUACUCCAACUCCCUGAUCCACCUGGACCUCAGCCGGAACCCUGGGGUGCUCUCUGGAGACGACGCCACUAACCUGUACCUUUUCCUGGCCCAGCCCAACUGCCUGGUCCAUCUCGACCUCUCCGGGACCGACUGCACUGUGGACUUGUUGUUCGGGGCUCUCCUGCGGGGCUGCUGUGCGGACCUCUCCUACCUGAACCUGUCCAAAAACACCUUCUCCCACAGGAGAGCCAGGGACUCCCUGCCCACCUUCCGCCAGUUCUUCAGCUCCGCCUUCAGCCUGACCCACGUCAGCCUGGCCUCCAUGAAGGUGCCCCCAGACUCCCUAAGAGCUCUGUUCCUGGGUCUAUCCAACAACCCUCACAUUACAGAUCUCCACCUGGACAUCAGCGGCUGUGAGCUGAGGUCAGCUGGUGCCGGCGUGCUCCAGGAACUGUUUCCUCGUGUUGCCUGCGUUGCAACCCUUGACAUUUCCGAUAACGGGCUGGAUGGGGACAUGCUGGUGGUCCUCCCGUCCUUCUCCAGACACCCCUCGCUCAAGCACCUGCUGCUGGGGAAGAACUUCAACGUGAAGGGCCGGUUGCUGGACGAGAUUCUGCAGAAACUAGUUCACCUGGUGCAGGAAGAGGACUGUGCCCUGCAGUCCCUGUCCCUGGCCGACUCCAGGCUCCGUCAGCGGGGCACGGUGCUGGUGAACGCCCUGGGCUCCAAUGCCGGGCUGCGGAAGGUCGAUCUCAGUGGGAACUGUCUGGAAGACUCUGGGGCCAAGAUGCUGAGCAAGGCCCUGCAGAUCAACACGACUCUGAGGAGUGUGACAUGGGAUCGCAACAACACCACGGUGCUGGGACUUCAGGAUGUAGCCAGAGCCCUGGAACAUAACUUCACCAUCCACUACAUGCCCCUCCCCCUCAGUGACGUGGCGCAAGCGUACCGCAGCGCUCCAGAGAAGAUGGAACAAGCCAUCACCAAGAUUCAACGCGCCCUCUUGAGGAACAACCAGACGCAGAGGUUUUCCCAGAAGCAAGCCCUAAGGCUGAACCAAGGCCUGGUUACCAGCACCGCCGAACAGGUGAUGGAGCGGCUGUGUGUGCGUGUGCAGCAGCAGGUGUCUGUCCUGAGAGGAUCAGAGGAUCAGGAAGAGGUGCAGGCAGCCAAGCAGAUCCUUAAGGAGGCCAAGAACUCCAGGGCGCUGUACCCGUCUCUGUGUGAGCUGGCUCAUGUCCUGUCUGUAGACGGGCCGGUGAGACAGAGACUGGAGACUCUGGCCGGGGAGCUGACCAAGGCGGCGGACAAGGAGCUGCAGGUGAUCGUGGACUCCAUGGUGUCCCUGUGUCGCGAGCUGUGUCCCAUGUCCUCCCUGGCGGCGGAGAGACUCAACCCCCCGCUGUCCUCCGUCUCGGAGCAGGUGUCCAUCCCCCGAGGCACAGUGCGCUGCGCCCUGAUGGACCGGGCCGCCGAGGACAUCAACAAGGCUCUGGAAGAGGUGAAGCUGUCGGUGGUGUCCUACCUGACCAACUCCAUCGUGGACCAGAUCCUCCAGGAGCUGUACACCACCCACAAGACCCUGCUGCGGCAGGUGUCCCAGGCCAAGCGAUGGGACGAGGGGGGGCCCAACCGGCGCACGCUACGGCCGUCCCGGAUGACGGACGUGAUGGAGUUCCCCGAGGAGGACCUGGGGAUGAACCUGGGGAUCGACACCAUGGCUAUCAACAAGAGGAGCGCCCGGACUAGAAGGAUCCGCCCCGUCUCCACCCGGCCGAGUCUCGGUGAGGACGCCAGUGGCUCCCCCACCCCCUCUGCCUCCCCCCAACCGCCACCGCCUCCGCCUCCACCGUCGCAGCUCUCCCGCUCAGCAUCCUGGGACGGCCUGUCCACCCUCCCCACUAAUGGCUCGCCGCUACAUCAUGUGACCCACGUCAGGCCACGCCCCCCACGGCGGUACAGGGCGGGGUACCCGCAGCCAGAGACUCAUGGCUCCGAGAAUGGGGCGAUCAAUGUUCUGGAAGAUGGAUUGCCCGACUUCUACACCAAGCGUGUUCUCCCUGACAGCCAGCUCUCGUCUCUCCAUAACAACCCGUCCAUGCGUAGGAAGAAGAGGCGCAGCGUGCUCUCCAUCUUCUCAGGCUUCCGCAAGAACCGCAACUCCAUGACAUCCAAUCCGGACACAGAUCUCCCGGAGAACGUCUACUCUAUGAUCCAGCACCCUAAGGACCCCGGACAGACGGAGACCCCCAUACCGGGGCUCCACACGGCCUCCCCGCGGGCCACCCCCGGCAUGAGACCCUCCAGCCCCUCCUGCCUCAUCCAGAGACAGUCCACAGACCUGGUCAGCAUGGUGUACAGCUGCAUCGGGGCCGACAUCGACGACUCGGACACCUGCAGCUCCAGCGGGGAUUUCACGCCCUCGGGGGGAGCUAACGGCCACGCCCUCGGCCACGCCCCCCUGCCCACCCACAGGCACCUGGAGUCGGACCGGAUGGAGCGGGACGGGCCCCUGGCAGAGGGGGAGGAUUUGAGGGAGAAGCUGGGCGGAGGUGGAGGAGCCCCAGGGACACACAGACCAGAUCCCCCGUCUCAGAUCAGCAAGCCCAGCAUGGCCGUCAUGAGACAGCGACACCUGCAGGGCAGUUCAGAGGAGGCGGCGAGGCCGGAGGGGGAGUGGGACGAGGAGCAGGCGGACCCCCCCCAGAGGGAGGACAGGGUCUGGACGCGUGGAGCAGAGCGCCCCCCUCUGCCCACCAAGCCCAGUUUUGACCAAUCGGCAGACGAGGCUGUCUCAGAGAAGACUUCCCCUGUCAGCCCCCACGCCGAAGUGCCGACCAAUGAGAAGAAAAGCAUCAGUUUUGUUCUGCCCCCCUCAGCCAAGGAUCCCUCCUCUGAUUGGUGUACGACUCCAGUCAUUCAAGAGGAGGCGGCCGAGGAUAGGACGAGCCCGCCCUGCUCAGAUGAAGAAGAAGGGACUAACAGUUUUCCAGGCCCACAGCCACACAUCAACAGGAAGGCCCACUCCUGUGAUAUGGGCAUGGAGAGGGGCAGCCCCCCUGGGGUCCUGGAGCGGUCCUCGGACCCCCGGUUCCCCAUGAGGAAGGCGUCCUUCCCCCAAUACAGAAGCCCGUCCCUGGACUACCCCGUCAGCACCCGCUGUCAUGAAAGUCCACCGCACGACCAAAGGGACGGCUUAUGACAUCACCAGCGGUCGAGAGGACCGGAAGGAGACCAGGGUGGCAAAGAGUGAGGAUCAAAAAAAGCUAAAACUGUGCGUACCCGACGGUGAAGCACCGACGAGGGGUUUCGGGGCGAUGUUGGGUUCUUUUUCAUACACUGCAGACAUUUUGUCAUCGAAGGUGCAUGUGUGCUCUUAUGUUUAGUUUUGUAUUUGUUCUUAUUAUUACAAUGAUUAUUAAUUGCACUGGCUGUGUGUCUUUCUCCAGAAGCAGAAACACACGCAAAUAACCCGCGCACGCCAAUAAGUAUGGCUCUUGUUUCAUUUUUACUAAGGCGGGAGGACAUGGCGGUCCUUCUUAUGUUCAGCAGACAAUCUGUGACCGGCUCGCCCUCCGGAGCACCUUUGUAUUUAUUUCAACUUUGGACAUGUAAAUAUGGACUAGAACUCAAAUUAACCGAAUUAGCCGUUGUGGAAACUGAACGGGUGAAGUAACGUUUUUAUUUGUAGUUCUGAUUCAUUUAGUUAAGUGUCUGUUUCGUGUGCUUUUUGGUGUCUGUGCUGGCAGAGAAAUGCUACAAUCCCCAGUGCGUGUCGCCCCUGAAAUAAUGACUAUUUUAAUCUGAUUUUACAGGCCUGAAAAUGAGUAUAUUUUCUAAAAAAAAAUGCCUCUAUGAAUGAUAAUAAAUAAAAUUUGAUUUUACCAAAGAAACGGUCGUAAAAA